ACGCCAAAUUGUUUUCAAACUUUGUAUCAGUGUUGGACACAGUGUAUCCCAACGCAUUUCAUGGUGAGUGCGAGCCAUCUGCCGGCAAGAUAGGCACAGAGUCGAAGCUAGCUCUGUGCGGCUGGAGCGGGCAAGCCUACGAUGGCGUGGACUCAAGCCUGCUCCGGCCGCCGCAGCCUCACACAAGCCAAUUGGGAACUGUGUAUGCAACGAAACGGCGAAGGCGGAAUGGUAAAAGUAUCAAACCUCCAUCAAAAGACGGCGUCACAAAGAGUAACCCCAGUAAACGACACCGAGAGCGUCUCAACGCAGAGCUGGACACCCUGGCCUCCCUCUUGCCCUUCGAACAGAACAUCCUCAGCAAGCUGGACCGCCUCUCCAUCUUGCGACUGUCUGUCAGCUAUUUGCGCACCAAAAGUUACUUCCAAGUUGUCAUGCACAAGGAGAAAGAGGAUCUUCACGCACACAGACGGGAUCAUUAUGACCACAUCAUGCCAGACGGGGAGAUGUUUCUGCAGGCACUCAACGGCUUCCUUAUGAUCCUGACGUGUGAGGGUGAGGUGUUCUUUGCGACGCACAGCAUCGAGAGCUAUUUAGGAUUUCAUCAGUCAGAUAUUGUUCACCAAUCGGUGUACGAGCUGGUACAUUCUGAAGAUCGGGAAGAGCUUCAGAGGCAGCUAUUAUGGAAUUCCUUUCUUCAGCCGGAAGUAAAUAAUUUGACCCUCCAAGACGUCUUGAGGCCUGAAAGGGCUCAUCUACUUGAAAGAAGUUUUACAGUGCGGUUUAGGUGUUUACUGGACAAUACGAGUGGAUUUCUUAGGUUAGACAUCCGAGGAAGAAUAAAGGUACUGCAUGGUCAGAAUAAGAAAACGGAAGACCCGCCCUUAGCACUAUUCGCAAUAUGCGCCCCGUUCGGACCUCCAAGUUUACUUGAAAUACCACAAAAAGAAGUCAUGUUCAAGAGCAAACAUAAGUUGGAUCUCGCUUUAGUUUCAAUGGAUCAAAGAGGGAAAAUGCUUCUAGGAUACACAGAUGCGGAGCUUGCAAAUAUGGGUGGUUAUGACUUAGUACAUUACGACGACCUAGCUUACGUUGCGAGUGCGCAUCAAGAAUUAUUAAAAACAGGAGCGUCAGGCAUGAUCGCGUACAGGUUUCAGACGAAAGAUGGUCAGUGGCAAUGGCUGCAGACGUCAUCACGUCUUGUUUAUAAGAACUCGAAGCCGGAUUUUGUUAUCAGCACGCAUAGGCCUUUAAUGGAGGAGGAAGGACGUGAUCUCUUGGGCAAACGUACUAUGGACUUUAAAGUGAGCUACUUAGACACUGGUCUCACCAGUCUCUAUUUCUCUGAAACCGAACAACUCUCCAACGAGUCCACUGUAACGACGCCGCCGCGCGCCGCUCGUCGAUACAAAACCCAGCUCCGAGAUUUCCUUUCCACCUGCAGAAAUAAACGACGGGUUCCGACCACGCCGGCCCCGCCACCUGUAGACUAUCUCGCAGCCGAUGCGGUCGCGGCCUAUACGAACCUGAACGGGGCCUACACAGCCCCGUACGGGGAGUACCCGCCGGCGCCGACCCUCCACUACGCUCCUCCCUUAGACGACAGGUUCCUCUCGGCCGACAACCUCUUCCACCAAUACAAACCCCUAUCCUACCACUAUACACCUUACACUCCCAACGGUUUCCUCGAACCUCCAGGGUACGACGUGACCACGUACCGACCUCCAUCAAGGGAAUACACGUACGUGGACAGCACCGGGCGGUAUAUGAGUCCCGUGACCGGUGAGCGGCGGUCCCCCAGCGUUGUCCCGGGACCGAGUCCCGGAGGCUCCAGCGGGUCCACAGAGCAGGAGAGGAUGCAGACGGCCCCCGAGAUGCCCCGGCAGACGGUGUUGAUGUGGGGGGCCGGUGGGUCAGCUCAGGAAGUCCCGGUGGAGUACUCUCCACCCCAGGUCUGGCGUUAUCCGUCCCACUACCACACGGCUGAGGCCACGCAGUGAGCUUUGUAAUACGUGCUUGGAAUCACCAAAGAUCGUGUCGCGUUUUGAGUUCUUCCACAUUGAUGUAGUCCUGGUAUGAGUUGCUUGAACAAAAUUAUUUUAAAUGGCGGAUACGACUACGGACUAGAGCCUCACAAUUAUAAAUCCUAUAAUAUAAGGGUUUGUGCAAUAUUUAACGAGUUGUCAAAGGCAAUUGAAGUGAAUCAUGAAAUAUUAAAAAAAAAAAUGUCGUCGUCGACUACCUUUUUAGUUGAGCAGUGUUGGUCUAGUGGCUUGAGGGUGCGACUCCCAUCCCUGAGGUCGUAGGUUCCAUCCCCGGUUGUGCUUGAUGUUGUACGUCAGCAGUAACUUUACUUUUUUUAAACAUUGUCUAUGCGUGAAAACGAAAUGCGUCGAUUCCAAAAAAUUUAUAUGUUUAUGAACUAUUGUUUUUGAGAGAUUUGCUUACUUUUGCUGACAAGAGGAGGGGGGGGGAUAAACUUGAACGACCCCAGAUUAAUUUAAACAUUAAAAAGCAAUAGUUAGUCAUUGUUUAAAAGUUCAUUAUAAACUCUCGUUUAUUAUAAACUUGAACUAGUUCUUCGAGUUAUAGUUAAUAAGGUGAAAUAAUACUGAAAUAUGGUUUUUCUAUACGAUUUAAAAUAAUCACAUUAUUGUGCAAGUAACUCAUAUCGGGAGUAAAUGUAAGAUUGGGGUUUGUUACCAUGUCGUGAUGUGCCUGUGUAUAUAUCGUUUUAAUGAAAUUAAUAGAAAUCUAUCAAUUUCAUUAAAAAUACCGACAAAAACAGGGUCCUCCC
This is a messenger RNA of Pieris brassicae (large cabbage white), 2797 nucleotides long. It is a transcript of the gene ss, whose product is annotated as aryl hydrocarbon receptor. The record is from RefSeq and is a predicted model, not a curated record. Lineage: Eukaryota; Metazoa; Arthropoda; Insecta; Lepidoptera; Pieridae. Bases 435 to 2000 code for a protein of 521 amino acids. The transcript is spliced from 9 exons. Gene Ontology annotation, molecular function: protein binding; transcription cis-regulatory region binding; nuclear receptor activity. Gene Ontology annotation, biological process: regulation of transcription by RNA polymerase II. Gene Ontology annotation, cellular component: aryl hydrocarbon receptor complex; nucleus.